Molecule: messenger RNA, 2010 nt
Organism: Psilocybe cubensis
Lineage: Eukaryota; Fungi; Basidiomycota; Agaricomycetes; Agaricales; Agrocybaceae
Exons: 4
Coding region: 1-2010 (669 amino acids)
Source: RefSeq, a predicted model, not a curated record
AUGUCCGAUGCGCUUCACGUAGAGCUUGCAGGUGGCAUCGUGUCCAUGGGCUCAACCUACCAUAACAAGAUUUUCAAAUCUUCAGUCGCCGAUAGAUGUAUUGAAGACUUCAUCUCUCGAACUCCAUACUACGAUCAAGGCCGCUGGCAUACCAUACCCAAGAAACCAAAUGACGAGAAAGCACUAUACACGCCGUUCAUCGAACUAUUGGGCCACAUUUUGGCUUACUUUAAGUAUAACGGACGUGGGAGGAAAUUGGUCGACACACACAACAUCGACAUUCCCCAUAAAGACCUCAACCGUCAUGGGUCAGCUGACGACAGCUCGAGAUGUAGGACUUCGCCCGACUUUAUGAUCCUAGGUAGUGGCGCCAACCUUAACACUGAAGAGAACAACAACGAAAUCCGAGCAUCGUAUGCACUAUGUGCCUCCCCAGGAGAAAUCAAGACAGAGAGGAACCAAAAGGACAUGAUGAACACAGAUCAAGUUGCCGUCUAUGCAAGACAAUGCUUCAUAGAGCAGCAUCAUCGAAGAUUUGUCUACUCCAUCAUUCUCACCGAGAAAAAAGCGCGUUUAUUCUUAUUUGAUCGAUCCGGCGCCAUUCAAAGUCAACGAUUCAAUAUCCACGAACAACCCGGCAACUUUGUCAGAAUUGUACUCGGUUUCUGCUCUACCAACAAUCAAAAAAUUGGCUUUGAUACUAAUAUCUUCUGGCGAAAUAAUUCACGUUAUAUUACGUUGCAUAAUCACUGGGAAGUGAAGGGUCUUGGUAUGCGAGAGUAUCGAGUUGCUGAAGGAUCGUCAGCAAUCGCCUUCUCUCGUAACACAAUGCGCGGUCGAGGAACGGUCUGUUGGAAUGUGGUGGAUUGCGAUGGUACACCAUUUCUAAUUAAAGAUUCAUGGAGAUCUGCUGGGCGUGAACCGGAGUGCAAGCUCCUUGCUGAAGUUGCUGGGGUAGCAGGAGUUGGGCAAAUGGUCACCUAUCAGGACAAUGGACAGGAUGAUGUGGCACAGUUUCGAGAUGUUCCCAAUUGUGACCUUACGGAGUCCCUCUCGCAUAAUCGCAUAUUCAGCCGUAUCGUCCUAGAAGCGUAUGGAAAGCCUUUGGAUUACUUUAACAAUCGCCGUCACUUACUGUUCGCCUUUCGGGACGCUGUCAACGGCCAUAGAAAUCUCUGGCGCGACAAGCACAUCCUGCAUCGUGAUGUCAGUAUAAACAAUAUCCUUCAUGGAAAGGAGGGCUCCGUGGAAGGUUCACGGGGAGUCCUAAUCGAUCUCGACAUGGCUAUUUGCCUGACACGACAAGCUCCACUCACAGGCACCUUUCGAACGGGCACACGGGCAUUCCAAUCAAUUACCGUUCUUAGAAGCGAAAAAAACGGAGAGCAUGCUCGGCCACACGACUAUCUCGAUGACUUGGAAUCCUUUUUCUACGUGUUUGCCUGGAUAUGUAGCACGUAUACAGGACCACAUGAGCGCCUGGAAUCGGAACCUAGAGCGCUUGUGGCAUGGCAAGAGGAUGUUGUCGUUGCCAUCGGAAUGAAAACAGCCUUUCUCUACGAUCCUACGACGGAGCUUACACCAUAUUUUGAGUGCUUUUCCGCCUUGCUGACCUCUCUUGGAAACUUCCUCAUCAAACAUGCAACCCGGAAGGAGAAGGAAUGCAGGUCAAAGGCACCUAAGGUGCCGCUUAUGGAUCUUCUUGCGCCAUCGGAUGCUGAAUACGACACCUUCUUGGGGUUUGUUGAUGAUGCCAUCGCUGCUCUCGAGCCUGAAGAAACCGACCCAGUCGUGAAAGCUUCGCCAUCCAUUUUGAAACCGGAACCAAUUACCCCACCUCACUCCUUGCAGUCUCAAGAUACCCCAUUUCAUACGCCAGCUACUCCCCGUACUCCUGGAACUGCUCGCAAACGGCGGACGGAAGAAGUGGACAACAGCCCCACAGCGGGGAAGAAAAAUAAGUUUUCUUCUGGGAUCCCAGAAAGUCCGUCCGUGGGGCAAAACCGUUGA